Trichomonas vaginalis G3 is the source of this 1008-nucleotide messenger RNA. Its product is annotated as spectrin binding. Bases 1 to 1008 code for a protein of 335 amino acids. Lineage: Eukaryota; Parabasalia; Trichomonadida; Trichomonadidae. The record is from RefSeq and is a predicted model, not a curated record. The transcript has a single exon.
AUGGAUACUGAUAUAACACAGAAUUACCAAUACAUUGGAUCUCACAUCAAAGAUUACAUAUCACAAGACAAACUCUUUACUAUUUUCGAAGAAGAAGAUAUCAAACAAUUUCUUAAAUCAGCAAUUUUAUCUUCCGACGAUUACUGUACUAUCCUCCAACAAGGAGCAUCAGAGAUUUCCAAAAAGGAUCUCUUUAGCUAUACACAUUCUGCUAAUGUUACUGUCAAAAAUUUUCAAGAUGCUGUUAUAGUUCUGAAAUCAAUGAGUAAAAGUAUGGAUUUGAGAGUUUUAGACAGUGUUGUUGAUGCAUUAAGCGAAAAUGACCAGAAACCAUCUACUCAACCAGUUAAUAAAGAUUUCGAAGAAUCAAUCGCAAAAUUACAAUCACAAUUGGACGAAUUACGUAACCAGGCUCAAGCCCCAACUUCAGCGCAAUCAUUUACUUCUGAGCAACGCCCUACCUAUACAAGAAGUCCGAAAUCUUCCAAUGCAUCUGAAGAACGCCUUGUCUCUACAAGAAGUCCGAAAUCUUCAAAUGCAUCUGAAGAACGCCUUGUCUCUACAAGGAGUCCGAAAUCUUCAAAUGCAUCUGAAGAACGCCUUGUCUCUACAAGGAGUCCGAAAUCUUCAAAUGCAUCUGAAGAACGCCUUGUCUCUACAAGAAGUCCGAAAUCUUCAAAUGCAUCUGAAGAAAACGGAAGAACUAGAAGAUCUAGAAAGGAACUCGCUGAUCAAACAAGAGGUAAUAGAUCUGGUGUUCUUCCUCCAGCAGCCGAUGCACAAGAACAAGCAGCAGCCACAGAAGCAAUGCCAGAAACAACAGAAGAUUAUGUUGCAAGGAUGGAUCAACUAAGGUAUACAGAAGAUUUCUGGGGAGCCUACAAUUUACUUAAUGACCUCGCAACCAAAGGAAACUACAGGAUGCUACAACGAGCAAUAGAAGUUAGAUUAAGUGACAAGAAGGGCGAAUUUGGCAAGAAUCCUCUUUUAGAAGCUUGUGAAAAGUGA